Molecule: messenger RNA, 1663 nt
Organism: Drosophila serrata
Lineage: Eukaryota; Metazoa; Arthropoda; Insecta; Diptera; Drosophilidae
Gene: Gpdh1
Product: Glycerol-3-phosphate dehydrogenase 1
Biological process (GO): carbohydrate metabolic process; glycerol-3-phosphate catabolic process
Cellular component (GO): cytosol
Molecular function (GO): NAD binding; protein homodimerization activity; glycerol-3-phosphate dehydrogenase [NAD(P)+] activity
Source: RefSeq, a predicted model, not a curated record
GCACCUCCACGAUUUUCGCUUGGCUUCUUCGGGACGUGUCAGUUUGCAAUCAGUUUAGUUUUGUGGCCCAAUCGGUCGUAAUCAGCGUCAGUCAGAAUCGCCAAUUCAGACCGCGAAGUAGCAGAAGCAGCAGCAGAACCUCGCAAAGCAGCAAGAACCAGCAACAACAACAAAGGCAGCAGCAGAACAGAAACAUAAACUGCACUCAGAAUGGCGGAAAAAGUGAACGUAUGCAUUGUGGGCUCCGGCAACUGGGGUUCGGCCAUAGCAAAAAUCGUGGGCGCCAAUGCCUCCGCCCUGCCGGAAUUCGAGGAGCGAGUGACCAUGUUCGUCUACGAGGAGCUCAUCGAUGGCAAGAAGCUGACGGAGAUCAUCAAUGAGACGCACGAGAAUGUCAAGUACCUGAAGGGACACAAGCUGCCCCCAAUAAUAGUUGCCGUGCCCGAUUUGGUUGAGGCCGCCAAGAAUGCCGACAUCCUGAUCUUUGUGGUGCCCCACCAGUUCAUCCCCAACUUUUGCAAACAGCUGCUGGGCAAGAUCAAGCCCAAUGCCAUUGCCAUCUCCCUGAUUAAGGGCUUCGAUAAGGCCGAAGGCGGUGGCAUUGAUCUAAUUUCGCACAUUAUCACGCGUCACCUGAAGAUCCCAUGUGCCGUGCUGAUGGGCGCCAAUCUGGCCAACGAGGUGGCUGAGGGCAACUUCUGCGAGACGACCAUUGGCUGUACAGACAAGAAGUACGGCAAGGUACUGCGUGAUCUCUUCCAGGCUAAUCACUUCCGCGUCGUGGUUGUGGACGAUGCCGAUGCCGUGGAGGUGUGCGGCGCUCUUAAGAACAUUGUGGCCUGCGGAGCGGGUUUCGUUGAUGGCCUUAAACUCGGUGACAACACCAAGGCGGCUGUCAUCCGGUUGGGUCUCAUGGAGAUGAUCCGCUUCGUGGAUGUCUUCUAUCCCGGCAGCAAGUUAUCCACCUUCUUUGAGAGCUGCGGCGUGGCGGAUCUGAUCACGACGUGUUACGGUGGCCGUAAUCGUCGCGUCUCUGAGGCUUUCGUGACUUCCGGCAAGACUAUUGAGGAGCUGGAGAAGGAAAUGCUCAACGGCCAGAAGCUGCAAGGACCACCCACUGCCGAGGAGGUGAACUACAUGCUCAAGAACAAGGGACUGGAGGACAAAUUCCCCCUGUUCACGGCUAUCCACAAAAUAUGCACAAAUCAGCUUAAGCCUAAAGAUUUAAUCGAUUGUAUACGCAAUCAUCCCGAGCAUAUGGACACGUCCAUCAUGCCGUCGCCAAAACUCUAAACUGUGUUACACCCAAAAACCAGAUCAGUCAAAUGUAUAUUGUAAAUACUACUACUACUAUACCCGCAUAGAUCAAGUCAAGACCAGUCAUCUUCAUCCAUAAAAAAGACAUAUAUAUAGCUAUAUACGAUAUAUAUAUAUGCAUCAAGUCAGACAAGUCGCUUUUCAUAUCUCUUUUUUACUUGCUAAUUACUGUUUCCCCCUUGCAAUAUUUUUCUCCAUGAUUGUUUAAAGUGUUUAUGUGUAUUAGGUAAAAAAAAACUGAAACAAAACAAAGAACCAAAAGUAAAAGUGUCAUAAUUGUUGAAGAUAAUUAAUUGGAUUUGUUACAAAUAAAUAUGAUUAAAAAUGAACAUUUUUGUACAUACCA